AUUUCAGAAGCAUCAGGCACCAUUUAGAGACCUAUUUGAUUUGCCCAAGAAAAUCCACUUCAGACGUAUUUCGUAAAUAAAUAGAAAUAUAUAACAAUUUCACGAACAAAAUACGCGAGGUCCACGUUAAAAUACAGCAUCAAUAAUGAGCAGACUUGUAUUUCACACCAAUAAUACGGGCCGUAAAGCUGUUUUGUCUAUUUUGAAAGUAUCAUUAUAAACGUGUUUAAGUUGAUCAAGUUCGGCGUCUGUGGAUAUUGUGAAAGAUACUGUUUCUGCGCUUCAUAUAAAUCCUUUAUGUCAAGUCCCGAAAUUAGUUUUCGUAAUAACGCCAAUGUGAAAGCCUAUCAUGAUGGUAUUUUUCCACCAAAAUGUAAAGUGUCUUCAAAAAUCCUAAUUAAACAGCAUUUGAAUGCCCAUUACAGGAAUAUUCAGUCCGUAAAAGGUAAAUUUCUGCAUAUAGUACAGCUUUCUAAAGCAUACGUCGACAAUACGGCACCUUACUCACUCUCACACAAUCCAACCAGUGAGUUCACUUUACUUUUCACGUCUCAGCCAAGGGUUAUCGAAAGUCAUCCAAAGCAGCUGAUAAAAGACCACUUUCAACCAGACCAGAAACAAAUAGUCGCUGUAAUUCGAUUGCUGUAAAAUCUUUUUAGUUUUGUCACAUAUGUUUAGAUAAACACGUUUUCAGAUAAUCCUGAAGUUGAUGAGAUUGUCAGAGUUGUGCUGGGUAAUUGCGAUGAACUUAUGGAACCACUUGGAUUAGGUGAGCAUCAUUCAGAAGUUGUCGGCAAUAAAAGUACAUGCGAAAAAUGUAAUUGUUCAGAUGGAGAGCCUAUAAUCUUGCGAAAAUUGGAUGUAGAUUGCCUUAGCACUAAAACUUCUCAUCGAAGGCAAUCAUUGAGCAAUGACGUUUUAGAUAUCUACCGGGAUAAGUUUACCAGUCCCAAACUAUUUUCUCCAAGAACAAUGAAAUCAAGUGUCCCGUCUAAACUUAUCAGUCUACGAUGUUACAAUCCACCUAAAAGGACUGGUCGUCGUCAGCCUGAUUCAAAAGUUCAUUUGGAUGUUAAAGCUGUAAUACACUCUAAAAAACUAGCCGAAGCCUGUAAAACAAAUUCAGGUUUGGAAGCAAUUGACAGUGCUAAACACGAAGAAUCGAAUACACUUAGAGAAGAAACCACUUUCUCUCAUUUAAACAGGAGAAUGUCUAAUUAUUCCCCUAAAAAUAUUCUGCCAUCUCAUCACAGACGUAUUUCACGGAGAAAUCGACAAAAUCAAUCGAUGCCUGCUGAGAAUAUUGAUGGACUGAAUAAUUUUGGUAAAGUUAAACAGUGGUUAAACACACUACCUGGUAAUAGUGCUGUUCAUAAACCAGAGAUUGUUACAUCUACGCAAUGUGAUGAAGAGAAAGUGGAGAAGUCGGUUGCUGAGAAAAAAGUUUAUAUAGAUAAUACAGAUAAACAAAUGUUGAGUAAACCGAUUGAGAAUGAAGCAUCGAUUGAAAAUUUAAAGAAUGAAGUCAACUAUUUGAAGUUUAUAUCUUCUGUUACGGACGAUGUAUUAACACGUGGCGUUCUUACUGAUAAAAAUGUCAAUACUAUUCUACAUGAACAUGAAACUAAAAAUGAAUAUGGACUGUCAAAAGAUCAAAUCAAAAAAGCACUUCAACAUAUUAGAACACAAUUAAAUGUAACGAAUGAAGUGACAACUACUACCCCACUUACUCCUGACAUAAGUCAUUUACUGAAUUCCAGUUCUUCAGGAUUAUUGUCCCAUGGUAAUGAGACGAUGAUAUAUAAUGUUGAAAAUGAAAAGAGUUAUGUACAACAACAACAACGACAACAUCAAAACCAACCAACUGUCAGUUAUAAGACCAUAUUAGAUAUUAAACCAUUAUGUCGAUCUACUUCGUCGUUAUUGUCGGUACCUUGCAAUCAAAGUCACCAGUCAACAACACCGACAACAACGACAACUUCGAUAACUAUUAGACCAAAUCAAAGCAUCAACAUACCAAUAGAUGCUCAGGAAGUAUUCCAACGUUUAAUGAAUACAAAUGACACUGAUGCAAUGGAUGGAAUAAAUAAUAAUAUAUUAUUUCAACAUGAUUAUGAAUUACAAAAAGAUAAAUAUUCAGUUAAUCAAUACCAAAAUGUUAAUGUAGAAAAAUUGGUUGGUAAACAGAAUCUAUCAUUAAACAGAUAUGACACUAAUAAUGAAUGUAAUGAAGCAUAUCACAAACAUCAAUUAGAAGACGAGAUUAAUGGAGACACAAAGUAUUAUGAAAAUACUUUAAAUAACCAAUUUAAUGCUUUAUUGGUUUCUAAUACUACCACCAAUUCAACUAUUGCAACAAAUAAUAAUUCCGUCAAUUCACUGAAGAUAAUACAACAAACAAAAUCGAAUGAAGCGUUUAAUAAUUUGCAGAUUCAAUAUGAUCCUGUAGAUGCAAAAAAUCACUUGAUCAAUGGUAAUGAUGACGAUAACAAUCAUGAAAAUAAUGAAGAAAAGCGUAAUUCACGUCAGAAUCAUGUGAAAUUUGCAUCAGAAGCUGAAUUUUUCUCGCCUUCAUACUGUAGUGAACAGGCGACUUCAAUAAGUAGUUUCACUGAUUUAUCUCAUCUAUCUAACUUCACUACUACUAGUACUACUAUUAAUAUCACAACAACAACAACAACGACAACAAAAACUACUACUGUCAAUAUUAGUCCUAGUAUAACUGAUACUACUGAGUUUGAUCUAUACAAUUCACCUGAAACAAUUACUAAAAUUUCAAAAAAGUCGUCUUUACAAAUUUCUGACAAAGACAUAGAUAACAUUGAUAAUCUUGAAAUCUAUAAGGAUCUUUUAAAAACCCCAGUAACAGUUGAUUUAGAAACCAAAGAGGAUAAAAACAAAGAAUAAGAAAUAUUAUAUAAUAGAUGAUUAUUUAUUUUC
Schistosoma rodhaini is the source of this 2940-nucleotide messenger RNA. The record is from the annotation of a GenBank genome assembly. Lineage: Eukaryota; Metazoa; Platyhelminthes; Trematoda; Strigeidida; Schistosomatidae.